GAGUGGACAAGUGGAGACAAUUGGCUGAAACACGGAUUCGGUAGUAAGAAUAACAUCUGUAUAGUACUAAAGGAUACAAUUGUAACGUUUCACAUGGAUAGCUAAAGAACAAAAUGACGUGUAUGCGUUACACUAUGUUACUGUUCUCAGUUUUGGAGUUGUUGUUGUUAGGAUACACAGCUGGUUUAUCGAGCGAUGAGAACGCAUCUCCAGGCGCGAGACUCCCGCGUGCUGUGUUGGCUGAGACGUUGGAGGCUACUACCACCAUCCCAAACCACUUACAGGAGGACGACAGGGACUCCAGAUUUUCACCUUUCACCCCCAAAAUGACCAUCACAUCUAGGACCACUGGUAAAACUAACCAACUACAGCCCUUCUGGCUGACCACCACGGCUGCGCCUCUUACCAAAACAAUGGACCCAACCUCCAAACGCAGUAAAGUCAAAGAAAGCUCCACAUUCUCCACAACACAAAACAAUACAGUAAAACCUACUUCUUCCUCUCCAUUAAGUGGCACAAAAAACACAACACCACCUGCACUGGAUACUGCAAACAGUUCAUGGACAGUGAAAAGCACCUCAAAGCCGCUUGUCUUGACCACUGAGAGAGGACAUCAGUGCAACUGUAGUGCUGAGGGUUCAGAGGACCAAGAUACCUGCGACUCUGUCACAGGUCAGUGUGUAUGUCUAACUGGAUACACGGGUCAGCAUUGUGAUGAAUGUGCCUAUGCGUAUUUCACCAACGGGACCGGUGGCUGCCAGGCCUGUUACUGUGACUCCUAUGGAGCCGUGAAUCAACUCUGCAAUAGUUCAGGCAUGUGCAUCUGCAAGAUUGGAGUGCACGGGGACAAGUGUGAUGACUGCCGCCCAGGCUUCUCGCACUUCAGCAGCACGGGGUGCCAACCUUGCCAAUGCAAUAAUCAUAGCAGCUACUGCCACCCACAGUCAGGCAUCUGCAUGAACUGCCAAGGCAACACUGAAGGACCCAGCUGUGAGAAGUGCAGGUAUAAUUUCUACCGAAGUCCCAGUUCUCCCAUGACAGAGCCCUGUGUCCCCUGCCCAUGCUCCAGUGUCACCUCCACAGGCAGCUGUAAGCUCGACUCAAGUGGCCAGCCUUUCUGUGUCCAGUGCAAGCCAGAGUACCAGGGUCCCAACUGUGAGCAGUGUAGUGAUGGCUUCUACAACGCCGACAGCAUCUGCCUUCCCUGUAACUGCAGCGGGAACGGAGACCCCCGCAUAUCCCCUCGGAUCUGUCACCCGGACACGGGCCACUGCCUGAGCUGCAUCAACAACACUACGGGGCUGCACUGCGAGCGCUGCACAGAGGGCUUUACAGGGGACGCACUCGCCAGGAACUGCACUCCUACAGUCGUCCACACUACUCCUUCAACCACUACCCACUGGUUUCACUACACCACCAUGAGCUCCAGCCCCAAUGCUACAGCACAGUUCACCACCUUCUCCACAACUUUGCUGAGCAGCCUGGGCAGCUCCACCCCCAACACCACCACCACCACCACAGUGACUCCGGUCCCGUGGAACCAGUUCAACAUCAUUGUCCUGGCCGUCAUCAUCAUAGUUGCUAUUGCUCUCUUGGCAGUGGUAGGUGGUGUGUACACUUACAGAGAAUAUCAGAACCGCAAGCUGAACGCCCCAUUCUGGACCAUCGAGCUGAAGGAGGACAACAUUAGCUUCAGCAGCUAUCAUGACUGCAUUCCGAACGCAGAUGUAUCAGGGCUUUUAGAAGAUGAAGUUAGUGACAUGGGCAAUGGACAACUUGCUUUAACCGGUCCUGGUAAUUUGUAUAAGGUGUAACUGAUGUUCCAUCACAGAAACUGGGCUGCUACGUCAGUGCUGGCCCGACGCUGGGCAGAUUGUGGACCUGUGGAUAUGUUGACCCCUGAUUUAUUUUUUCAUUUUAGGCUGAUGAACAAAGGACAAGGUAUUCCCAUUGGACAUAAUGCAAACACUCACACAAGCACUCCAGAGCCAGAAGACAAAGUAAUGAAUGAGGAACAUGAGCAGUGCAUCUAACUGAAAAGCCAAGUUAAACAUCCUGCCUUGUUGAAGGCCUUGGCCAACUCACAGCUGAAACAUGUUGUCUUGCUUUGAAGAAGGAGAAGAGAUGCAGAGACUAUUUCACUAAUGUGUGACUAGACAAUGAAGUAUGUCUGAUUGAGUAUUAAUACAGUGACUGUGAGACAUGCAUGAUGUUUCAUCACAUAUGGAUAGAUCAAUCAAAUGCAUCUGCUUAUUAACAUUAUUAGCAUACUUGCAGUUACAUCCAUUCACACUUUCCCUUUGUAAAUGCUGUUUUAAAUGGACAGAGUGGACAUUAGUUUUCAUCAAACUCAGGAUGGAUAUCGUUUUGUUUUUUUCUUUGUGUGUUCACACCGUUUUAGUGUCGUUUGUUACAUGCUAUUACAUGUGCAGGACUUUAGGGGGCACCGUUACACUGGACCUGGCAUACAGAGCAUGCCUGUGUAUUAUGCAAUGGAAAUAUAUAAUACUAAAUGGCACAUGGCUGCUGAAUGACUUCUGCAUUCAAUUGCAUUUAUUUUGGCAGACACUUCCUUGCCGAAGCAAAUUGCAAGAAGGGAUGAUUUGUUUUUAUCAGGCCAGAGGAUCUGUGUGUCAGUUUCAGAUGGAGAGAGCCUGACUAAUUCUAGUCACAAUUUCACAGCGGUAAAGCGGAUUGUGAAGACCAUUUCAUGGUGUAUGGAACUGUACUUGUUUUAUUUAUUUUUCAGAAAUUUUCUCCUCAAUCCGCUUUUCCUUCAUGACUUAACACCGGGCAUCAGUUCAAUGGUGCCAUGCCUUGUUGUGUGGACUUGACACAACUUGUCUGACUGGGAGAGUUUAAGUUUUGGUUUAUUCAUUUGAACGAACCUCUCUCUCAGCUUGAUGGUUUAGGGUCAGUUUACGUGAGUCACAGAGGAGGGGAACAAAUAUGAUCAGAUGAGCAAUAAUGCCUGUUGGAUCUAACAGCCGUACUGGACAGUAAUUAAUCACUGCCAUUUGUGUAGCACAGGCUAAAACAAGUUGAGCAAACGGUUCAGUGAUGAAUAAGUGCACAUGUUUGAGUGCGUGGGUGUUGAGCGUGGUAAUCUAAUAUAUUAUUAUUAUUAUUGGAGUUGGAUAAAAGAGUACAAAAUGCCAUGUCAGUCAGUAAAAGACAAAUAAAAGGGUGUGUGUGUGUAUGAAUGAGUCUGUUUUUUAUAGGCGAUGACCUGAACUUGAAGACAAGAGCAAUAGUUCAUCUGUGAUUGUAUCUCAAAUGACUUUUGGGAUAUCUACUUUUAGCUCCCUCCCCACUUCCACCAUCCCAAAGCUGUCUUUAUCCGAGGUGUGUUGGUACAAAACGAUGUAAAUAUUAGAUGUACAGAAUGGUUGUCAUGAGGAGGUUGCUAUUGUAUUGGUACAUAUGGCGAUGAGUCUUGUUUCUGUGACCAGCAUACUGGUGCGCACACAUAGAGGCUGACGUCGUAAUGGUGUCUUAAUCUCACAUUGUAUGCAUUGUGCAGUAUGCAUGGUGCACCAUAUUCACAACUAACUCUGUGAAAGAUUUCAAUAAAAGUC
Messenger RNA from Sinocyclocheilus rhinocerous, 3578 nucleotides. Its product is annotated as multiple epidermal growth factor-like domains protein 9. Lineage: Eukaryota; Metazoa; Chordata; Actinopteri; Cypriniformes; Cyprinidae. Gene Ontology annotation, cellular component: laminin trimer. Gene Ontology annotation, biological process: substrate adhesion-dependent cell spreading; animal organ morphogenesis; cell migration. The coding region runs from base 114 to 1814 and encodes 566 amino acids. The record is from RefSeq and is a predicted model, not a curated record. The transcript has 6 exons.